Messenger RNA from Enterospora canceri, 558 nucleotides. Lineage: Eukaryota; Fungi; Microsporidia; Enterocytozoonidae. The record is from the annotation of a GenBank genome assembly.
AUGGCAACUUGUGAAUUCGCAAUAAAAGAAUUGUAUAUAAAUCGUGAUUUCCGUUACAGGAAAUCAAAAACACAGCAGAAGUUUACUGUGGGCGCGGGAUUUACGCGAGCAAACAUCACAUUCAAAGUUAGGGUUGCUAAAUUAAGUGAAUGCAACGUUAGUGAACUGAAAACAUGGCAGAAAAUAAGAACGGAAUUGCGUAUUGAGGAAGUUGCAGUCUACAAAACAAUUCUACUUGAAAGAAUGUUAAGACAUUUUGGUGGUUUACUUGAAAAUGCAAAUGAUUUGCUGUUAGCACUAUAUAAAUCACCUGAAGCAGCAACUGGCUCUGAAUUAGAGCAACCUAUGACACAAAUGACCUUAGAUCCUGGUGACUUACAGGCUGAGGGUGAAACAGAGGAAGCAGAAGAAGCAGGUUUAUUGGAAACUGCACUUUUUCCAAGGUGCGUUAUCUUACAAGGAGAAGAAUUCUAUUCAAACAAACCUGAUGAAGAUUUUGUCGUAGAGUUUCAAGGACAUGAAGGUACAGCUGGUGGGAUAGAAGAUUCAGAUGAUUAA